Molecule: messenger RNA, 1531 nt
Organism: Myotis brandtii (Brandt's bat)
Lineage: Eukaryota; Metazoa; Chordata; Mammalia; Chiroptera; Vespertilionidae
Gene: TMEM156
Product: transmembrane protein 156
Exons: 7
Coding region: 108-1043 (311 amino acids)
Source: RefSeq, a predicted model, not a curated record
AUGAGGUCAAUUGCAUAAACUUAAAGUACCACAGAGAUGAAACUUAAAGCAGGAAGAAACUUGCCAUCAAUGCACUGGAUGGGAACACGUGUGUCAUGUGAACAGACAUGACAAAAACAGCCCUCCUUAAAUUACUUUUAGCAAUAGUGAUCACAUUCAUUUUAAUUUUGCCGGAAUAUUUCAAGACACCAAAAGGAAACAUGUUGGAGCUAUCCUGUCUGGAAGUGUGCUUACAACCUGAUCUUACCUAUUCAUUCUCUUCCUUAAAUUUUUCUGUUGUGACUUUCCUGCAACCAGUAAGGGAAACUGAAACUAUGAUGGGAAUUUUUCUAAAUCACUCCAACUUUCAAAACUUCACCAGGAUAUGCCCUGACAUCACAAGUGAAUUUCAAAUGUGCUCCUCGUGUUUGGUUUGUGAGUCCAAAGGAAACAUGGAUUUUAUUUCUCAGGAACAAACAUCAAAAGUUCUUAUCAUGAGAGGAUCCAUGGAAGUGAAGGCAAAUGAUCUUUCACCUUGUCGACAUUUUAACUUCACUGUAGCUCCUGCAGUUGACCACUCGGAGGAAUAUAACAUUACCUGUCAUCUAAGAACAGGCACCAGAAGCUCAGCAAUGAUGGAGGAAGAGCCAACCACGGAAAAGUCUAUAGACCAUACUUGUGGAAUUAUGAAUCACUCGAAUAAUUGUGUGCACAUUUCUUUGCACCUUGAAAUGGAUGUAAAAAAUUUCUCUUGUUUCAUGAAGAUCACUUGGUAUGUUUUAGUAAUAUUAGUUUUUAUAUUUUUGCUCAUCCUCAUUAUCCACAAAAUACUUGAAGUCCAUAGGCGAGUGCAGAAGUGGCAGAGUCAUAAAUACAAACCUUCAUCUGUUCUCUUAAGAAGUGAUUCUGAGCAACUCCGAACAUUGGAAAUGCGGGUAAUUUCAGCAGGGGCCAAGCAGAGGCUGCCCUCGACUCAGGUCAAGGUGGUGCUUUCUCCAAUACCAGAACUAGAAGUGCCUUCCACGACCCAUCAGCACAAGCAGUAUACACGAACAUCCUUCUGAAGUCCUCUGAACAAGUUGGACAAAAUCCUUUUGAAGAAUACUCAUAACUUUAUUUUGGGACUGAGUUAACUGGUAAACCCCUGAGUCCAGUUGAGGAUGCACAAUAGGAAAUAGCAUCCUGGCUCGGGAGCACUCGUGGGACACAUGAGAUCAAAGAAAUGAGAGGUUUUUUCAGGAAGCCAUUAUGAGUCAUGGAAACAAGCUGAUGAAACCCAUGGAAAUAGGAAGGGAAUGCUUACUCUUCUUGAACAUCCAUCAUUACACAGCUAAGGAUGGCCCCGAGAUUUUGAUUUUGAGGAAUCAAAAAACAGGGUCAGGCUUUUCUCUACUUGGCUCAGGGUGCAGAUUCUGAUUUGAUGGGUUUUCCUGGCGGAUGGAUUGUUUCUCUUGGCAAGUCACUUCAAAGGGCCUGGGUUGUUUGUUUCUACAUUUGUUUGGAUUUAUAAAUCUUGCCUUUGAAACAUCCUCUGUGGCACUGAGGAUGUUUC